Molecule: messenger RNA, 4066 nt
Organism: Dendronephthya gigantea
Lineage: Eukaryota; Metazoa; Cnidaria; Anthozoa; Malacalcyonacea; Nephtheidae
Product: kinesin heavy chain-like
Exons: 33
Coding region: 244-3597 (1117 amino acids)
Biological process (GO): microtubule-based movement
Molecular function (GO): ATP binding; microtubule motor activity; microtubule binding
Source: RefSeq, a predicted model, not a curated record
UGUAAACUUCUGAAUCCACUUGAUCUGGGAAGAAUUUAUCGAACAUUUCUCACGAUUUGACCAUAUUUGAGUCGAAUUACAAAUAUCCAUUGUUUCUAAUGUAAAAUGGAGUUGCUGCGAGCUGUUAUUUCACGUUAGCGGGUUUCGGAAUGAAGGAUUUCACGAGCAAACCCGUGCCUUUCAUCCGCCUUGAUAGAUGUCUGUUGUUUUACCCGGCUGUUUGAAGAUUUCUUGAUCUAAAAUAUGGAGGCCGAUAGUAGCGAAUGUAACAUAAAAGUUGUGUGCCGGUUUCGGCCUCAAUCACAAUCCGAAGUUAACAGUGGUGGAUUAGUAAUGACAAAAUAUCCAGCGAAAAGUAACGAUACUACAGUAUUUGGGAAUCGUGUGUAUACAUUUGAUCAUGUGUUCAGACCAGCAGCUACUCAGGAAGAGGUUUAUAUGCUCUCAGCAAAGCCGAUUGUGAAAGAUGUGCUAGGAGGUUAUAAUGGCACAAUAUUUGCUUAUGGUCAGACAUCCAGUGGAAAAACACAUACUAUGGAAGGUAUCCUUGGAGAUGAAGACAUGCAAGGAAUAAUUCCAAGAAUUGUUGAUGAUAUUUUUAAUUACAUUUAUGAUAUGGAUGAAAAUUUGGAAUUUCACAUUAAGGUAUCCUAUUUUGAAAUAUAUUUGGACAAGAUAAGAGAUCUGUUAGAUGUUUCAAAGACAAGUCUUGCUGUACAUGAAGACAAAAACAGAGUCCCAUAUGUGAAGGGGGCAACAGAGCGUUUUGUUUCCAGUCCUGAAGAAGUUAUGGAUGUUAUGGAAGAGGGAAAAGCAAACCGACAUGUUGCUGUCACAAAUAUGAAUGAGCACAGUUCAAGGAGUCAUAGUAUAUUUUUAUUGCAUAUAAAGCAAGAAAAUACCGAAACAAACAAGAAAUUAAGUGGAAAACUGUACCUGGUUGAUUUAGCAGGAUCGGAAAAGGUCAGCAAAACUGGCGCUGAAGGUGACGUUUUAGAAGAGGCGAAAAACAUCAAUAAAUCAUUAUCUGCGCUUGGCAACGUUAUCUCUGCACUUGCUGAGGGGACGAAAAGCCAUGUUCCAUACAGAGACAGUAAAAUGACGAGAAUUCUUCAGGAAAGUUUGGGUGGUAAUUCCCGCACCACAAUCAUCAUAUGUUGUUCUCCGUCAACAUUUAAUGAGUUUGAAACAAGAUCUACGCUGAUGUUUGGUCAAAGGGCGAAAACAAUUAAAAAUACAGUAGUUGUAAAUGAAGAAUUAACAGCUGAAGAAUGGAAGAGAAGGUAUGAGAAGGAAAAAGAGAGAAAUGGAAAGCUCAAGUCGACGUUGCAUCGUUUUGAGGCUGAAUUAAAUCGCUGGAGAAGUGGCGAUGCCGUACCAACAGACGAGCAGGUUACCUCGAAAGAUCAACAUAGGCAAUCUGGUGUUUUCGAUAAUUCAUCUAUGAUUGGUUCCCCAGCCUCAGCAGGCAGUGGCUCACCAGUCGCUGCAUCUUUGUCCAACGAUGAAAGAAAGAAGUUUGAUGAUGAAAGAGUUAAACUUUUUGUACAGCUUGAUGAAAAGGAUGACGAAAUUCAAACGCAGGCUUCGGAAAUUGCUCGCCUGAAAGAGCAACUUCAGGAUCAAGAUGAGAAAAUGUCAACUACGAAGUUUGAUUCUGAUUCACUGCAGUCUCAGAUAUCUUUGUUGCAAAGUGAAAACGAGAAGUCCAAAGAUGAAGUGAAAGAAGUAUUACAAGCUUUAGAAGAACUCGCAAUGAAUUACGACCAGAAAUUACAGGAAGUAGACAACAAAAAUAAAGAAAAUGAUAAACUUCAAGAGGACUUGUCCUCGAAGCAGAAAUUGCUUGAUCAAGUAAGCAAGAGUUAUGAGGAAACGAAGGAUGUCAAUGCAGUGUUAAGAAGACGUUUGGCUGAGAUGAUGAACAGCCUUCUGAACGACUUGGGAGAUAUCGGAACAGCUGUUGGUGGAAAUGCUGCUGAGAUUAAGAAACCAAUUGUAGAUGCUUCUGGUAAAUUAGACGAGGACUUCACGAUUGCAAGAUUGUACAUCAGUAAAAUAAAAACCGAAGUAAAGUCGUUGUCCUCGCGAUUGCACACGAUGGAAGGAGAAGAGGUGCAGAUAAAAUCUAAUCUUGAAAAAUCGAACAAAGAUCUUAUGGCUUCACAACUUCUCAUAUCUCAGCACGAGGCCAAAAUGAAAACGUUGCAUGCAAGUAUGAAAGAAAUGGAAGGAAAGAAACGUGUUCUAGAAGAAGCAGUUGACGCUCUUAAUGAACAAAUGAGCAAAGUCAGAACUGAAGCUAACGUUCAAGCUCUCGCUCUUAAAGACAAGGAACAGGAGCAUGCUGGCUUGCUUGAAUCGGCCUCAGAAAUGAAGGUUGCCUUGGAAAAAGAGAUGGAAGUUCAUCGUGAGUCACAACAAAAACAAAUUGCUAAACUGCGUGAUGAAAUUCAAGCAAAUGAAGCUUUAGUCGCAGAGUUGAAGGAAGCAAACCAAAGACAAACCCUUGCAGAAGAACAAUUACGGGUCGAGAACGAGAGGAUUAAGAAGGAAUUACAAGACAAGACGAAGAAGAUUAGCGAAUUAAAUGUUGAAUCAGACAAGAGAGAACAAGCAAAAGCAGAUUUACGAGGAUUGGAGGAAACUGUCGCCAAAGAAUUAGCAACUCUCUACCGAUUACGACAGCUGUUCGUCAAGGAUUUGCAAGCCCGCCUGAAGCCUCACAGUAGCGAGGGUGACACAGAAGACGAUACCAGCAGUCACGCACAAAAACAAAAGAUUGCUUUUUUAGAAAAUAAUUUAGAUCAACUGACUAAAGUUCACAAGCAGUUGGUCCGUGAUAAUGGUGAAUUAAGGUGUGAACUUCCAAAGUUGGAGAAACGUCUUCGUGCAACUCAAGAAAGAGUAAAAGCUUUAGAACAGGCUUUGAAGGAAGCCAAGGAAGGAGCACAGAAAGACAGAGCAAGAUACCAAAAGGAAAUGGAGAAAAUGAAAGAAACAAUGCGAAAUAAACAAGUUGCUGCAAGAAAAGGUGCCCAGGCACAUAUUGCUAAACCCAUACGUGCUGGUCACCAGCCCUCUAGUUCUCCAAUACGCAGUGGUGUUAACACUGUAGCCAGUGCUGUAUUAGGAGUGGGCAAGGUAAUAGCUGGAGCUGGUUCAAAGACUGUGGAAGAGCUUUCUUCUCAAGUAGCAAUGCCUGUCAUACGAGGUGGUAGUAAAACUGGCGAACCUGUGGUUACUUACAGCAAACGUAUCAGAAGUGCUGUCAGUAAGGAAACGUUGGCCACUCAUCCUAGAAUUAACUCAGGUAACGGUGAGCAUCUUCCUGUUGGCGUUCCCACGAAUUCCUCGCCAAUCAACGGCGAAGGUCGUGGUUGUGACGUCACUCCUCGAACGACAAGCCUUGAUCGGUUGAACUUUAUGUCAAAUGAAGAUCAUUCCCGUCAGAGUACUGAGGUGAAUCAUAGAUCUCCUUUAAAACCAACUGGAAAAGAAGCAGAGUUAGCAGCAGCGUUGAAGAAAAGUAGAAGACGUUCAGGAUCGUCUCCUGGAAGCGGAGGGCCCUGGGAAGUCCGAAAACCUGAUUCUUGAAGAUGAAAUAUGGCCGCCAUGUACUUCAUAGUUCGUGGUGCAAUGGAUCACUGGAAUUCUUCAAUACCAAGAUAAAACAAUGACAUGGAGAUGUUAUGUACAGAUCAACGCGUGUUUUAUCUACAAAAAAUAACUAAAAUAUGGUUUGGGGAGCACUAGAACUUUGAUGUCUGAUGUUCGUAAUGUUUUACUCUAUUUAAUUUUGGAAAUGAAUUCGUUCGCUAGUUCGUGUUUGUGGAGGAUAGUCUUUAUUGUGCGGUUAACGAUUCGAUGUGUCCAAAAACUAUUGUGUAACCAGCUUAGGGGAAUGUUGUUAGAACGUUUUACAAAGUGGUCGUCAGGGGUCACUUCAGGGGUAUUCCAGUAGGGGUGAAGAAUGUAUUCAUUUCCAAAAUAGGCGUAAAAAGUUAUAUAAUGAAUAAGAGAAGAAAAUAACAUUUAUUUAGCGAUAUAAUUGUUUUUGACAAUU